Molecule: messenger RNA, 2929 nt
Organism: Stegodyphus dumicola
Lineage: Eukaryota; Metazoa; Arthropoda; Arachnida; Araneae; Eresidae
Gene: rdx
Product: BTB/POZ and MATH domain-containing protein rdx
Molecular function (GO): protein binding
Source: RefSeq, a predicted model, not a curated record
GAGUUUUCGUGUUUCCUCAUUUGUUGUUUCUGGAACAAGGAAUUUCGGCUAAGUAACUACUACUACUGCAACUUUAGCAUAGAAAACGUAGGACAGAUGUAUGUUAUUUGACCCUGAUUUUGUGUCUUGACCUCUUUUGUGUAUCAAUUUUUUUGUCAGCGAACUAUAUUUUAGAACGUAAAUCCAUUGUGCUUUGUGUAAGUUUUAUGGGCGACUGCCACAAUGGCGUUGACUCGCGUACCAUCUCCUCCUCCUACACCGCAAUCCGAAGCUACACAAUCCGUUGCAGAAAGUUGGUGUUACACUCAAGUAAAGGUAAUAAAAUUUUCAUUUAUGUGGACAAUUAAUAAUUUCAGUUAUAGCCGAGAAGAAAUGGGAGAAGUGCUGAAAAGUUCUACGUUUUCAGCAGGUAGCAAUGAUAAGCUUAAAUGGUGCCUACGGGUUAACCCAAAAGGCUUAGAUGAAGAAAGUAAAGAUUACCUGUCACUUUAUUUAUUGCUAGUCUCCUGUAAUAAAACGGAAGUCAGAGCGAAAUUUAAAUUUUCAAUUUUAAAUGCACGCAAGGAAGAAACUAAGGCUAUGGAGAGUCAGAGAGCAUAUAGAUUCGUUCAAGGCAAAGAUUGGGGAUUCAAAAAAUUUAUACGAAGAGAUUUCCUACUUGACGAAGCAAAUGGACUGCUUCCAGAUGAUAAACUGACGUUAUACUGUGAAGUAAGUGUUGUUGCCGAUUCUAUAAACAUAUCUGGUCAAAACAGUGCUAUUCAGUUCAAAGUUCCCGAGUGUCAUUUGUCUGAAGAUUUUGGGCAACUUUUUGAAAGCCAAAAAUUUAGCGAUGUCAUUCUCAGUGUUAAUGGGCGUGAAUUUGCGGCACAUAAAGCAAUCUUAGCUGCUCGAUCUCCUGUAUUUUCUGCUAUGUUUGAGCAUGAAAUGGAAGAAAAAAAACAAAAUAGAGUAGAAAUAACAGACAUGGAUCAUGAAGUGUUGCGAGAAAUGCUUCAUUAUAUAUAUACUGGGAAGGUUUCAAAUAUUGAAAAUAUGCCAGAAGAUUUGUUGGCAGCUGCAGAUAAAUAUGCUCUUGAUCGUCUUAAAGUUAUGUGUGAAGAACAUAUCUGUUCAAAUUUGUCUGUCACAACUGCUGCUGAAGUUUUAAUUCUAGCUGAUAUGCAUAGUGCAGACCAGUUAAAAGCACAUGUAAUUGAUUUCAUCAAUAUGCAUGCUACAGACGUUAUGGAGACUGCAGGUUGGAGAACUAUGAUUCAAACACAUCCUCACCUUGUUGCUGAAGCAUUUCGUGCAUUGGCUACGCAACAAAUCCCACCGAUUGGCCCUCCAAGAAAAAGAGUGAAACCUUAAGUUGAAAAUAAGGGAACAAUCAUUUUUUCAUUCUGUUGUAGAGGUACUUUUUCUUUUCAUUGCAUUGUAACAAUGGUGAUUUUUUUUUUCUUUCGUGUCUUGAAAUCAAAUAAUUACCAAUUAAUGUUUGGAUGUACAACUUUUUCGUGUGUUUGUCACACUUGCUGAUCAGAAUUUAACAGUGUGAAAUUUAGAAUGAUUCUCAUUUUUUUCUGUUUAAGUGAUUGCUUUGUGUAUAGUUUUAUCAGUUUGCUUUUGUAGCUGUGCUAAAUGUCCUCCUCCUGCUAUAUAUAUAUAUAUAUAUAUAUAUAAGAAAAGCUUCUGAAAGAAUUAGGGGAAAUGGUACUGGAAAGCUUAAGAAUUUUUUUUCAAUUUUAUUUUUUGUUUUAUAUGAUUUAUAUGUAUUAUAACUGCACUUUUUGAAUGAGUUUAUUGUGCCUUGUGAAAUAUGCUAUGCGGCUUGUAAAAUAUUAACAUACAAGUAUUGAAAAAAUAAAAAUGCAUUUACAAUAGGAUAAAUAUGAUAUAUGUAUUGAAAUAACUGUACAUGAGAUGAAGUACAAAAUUACUUAUUUCUUUCAUUUUAUAUCUGUUUAUAUGUAAACAAAGUGAAUGCUUUUGAUGAGAAAAAUUUCGGAACUAUUCUUGUAAAGGCUUUGACUAGCAUUAUCAGUUAACACAACUGUUUAUUUUCCAGAUAUUAAAUAUUUGAUGCAUUGUUUUGUGUAAUAUAGCAAUUAUUGUUUUAAUUUUGAAAAUAUUUUUAUCGUAUUGAUGUCAAUUUAUGAUCAAAAUAUAAAUUUGUCUCUUUUUAUUGUAGAUGUAGCUGCUGUUAAGAGCAGAUUUUUAUUACUGCAUAGUUUUAUUUGAAUGUUGUUCACUUCAUUAAUUACCAUAAUAGUCUAAAGUUUAUGAAUCAUGCAUGAAGCUGUCAAAAUAUGUUACUUAAAACUAAUUAUUAAGUAGUUGCUGUUCUUAACAUAUAUACUAUUACCCAAGACUUUUUUAAUUAUAUGAAGUAUUAUAUGUUUUUGUCUUGUAUAAAGUUCUUUAUAUAUAUAGUGUGUAUGUUAUGUUAAAUUUCUGCGGUUUGUUUUAUGAUUUUCAAGAGAGUAUGUAUUAGAUUGCACGUUAAUUUAAUUGCAUGUGGUAAUGGAUAAUGGUAAGGAAUUUCCAAACAUUUGUUGCAAGUAUAUCAGUGUAAAUAAUCAUUAUGCCAGUAUUGGUGUUAUAUUUCACUUAUUUUUUGAACUUAACUUUAAGUCAUCAUACUAUGGUUAUUGUAUCCUAUUGCACUUAUUGAUAUAUGUUGAAGCAUAAAAAUUUGGUAAAAUAAAAUCAAAAAAAGCUCUUUUUUUUUUUUUUUUUUUUUCCCCCUCUCCUCUUUUUUGUGAAAAGUCUUGUACCAUUAUUGAUCUUAAUUUUCCUAUUUUUAUGUAAUACUUCAGUGUUCUAUUUUCAUAUAUGUAAAGAACCUGUUUUCUCUUAAAAUAAUUGUAUUUCUGCAUAUUGAAAGACAAUAAAUUUCAUUUAAAUUUUUAAUUCAAAUAAAAUAGGCUUGGUGUUUGUUUUGUAA